Molecule: messenger RNA, 1450 nt
Organism: Sipha flava (yellow sugarcane aphid)
Lineage: Eukaryota; Metazoa; Arthropoda; Insecta; Hemiptera; Aphididae
Product: RNA-binding protein NOB1
Exons: 1
Coding region: 372-1406 (344 amino acids)
Biological process (GO): maturation of SSU-rRNA; ribosomal small subunit biogenesis
Cellular component (GO): preribosome, small subunit precursor
Molecular function (GO): RNA endonuclease activity
Source: RefSeq, a predicted model, not a curated record
UACCGUCAGUCCUACUUUGAGCGGUUAUUCAUUUGUGGAGUUGGCCGAGUAUUUUUGAAUGUAUUCAAAUUAUUCACUUUACUUUAGCACACGUUGCGAUGCUCAAAGUUUGUUUAUAGAUGGCGUCAUCAAUGUCCGUGGUUGCGCGUUACGUGAUAUCACAUUAUCACAUUAAACAAUACCAGUGAUUGAAGUGAUAAUAUCACAUAAUAGAUUAAAUGAAAUCUAUUCUGUGUGAUAUCUUAGAACGUUCAGGCUAUCAAAUAAAUUGACCACGAGGAAUAUAAGUAUCCAACGUUUUCUUGUUUUCUUGUUCUACUGUUGUGUCGAAUCGCUUUCGAAUUUUUACGCCAUCGCAGCAGCUGGACGCGAUGGGUAAAAUAGAACAUUUGAUCGUGGACACGGCAGGUUUCAUCAACAAGGCACCACUACAAGACUUUGGCACUAACAUUUACACUAUAAAAGAAGUGGUGCACGAAGUAACGAGUAAACGGCAAAAGGUCGAUCUAGCUGUGCUGCCAUACACAUUAAAUGUCGAAACUGUAUUUCCGGAACACGUCCAAUUUGUGAUCGACUUUUCAAAGAAGACUGGUGAUUAUCCUACUCUGUCUGUCACUGAUAUCAAAGUGAUCGCUUUAGCUUAUCAAAUACAUAAAGAAAAAUAUGGUACUGAUGGAUUGAAAACUGUUCCAGAAGCUAAAUCUGUUUUAUUAAAAAAGCCAGAGAUCAGUGACAAUACUAUUGGAUUUUAUGAUCCAGACCGUUUGUGCGAUGAUGUAUCAGAGUUAGAAAUUGAUGAAGGAUGGAUUACUGAAGAUAAUAUAAAAGAUAUAAUAAAAAAUGAUCAAGAUGAUACUGAACAAGAAGCCAAAGUUGGUUGUAUUACUACUGACUAUGCUUUACAAAACGUUAUCAAACAAAUUGGACUGUCUAUUGUUGCUCUAGAUGGACGUGUCAUUAAAGAAGUCCGUACUUAUAUAAGACGCUGCUAUGGGUGUUUUACAUUGACAUCAAAUAUGACAAGAAUGUUUUGCCCUAAGUGUGGUAAUAAAAGCUUGAAACGUGUAGCUGUAUAUCUGGACGAAAAUGGCAAACAAUGUAUAUACAUAAAUGGUAAACGACCAUUAAGUACAAAAGGUAAAAAGUACUCAUUACCAAAACCACAAGGUGGUAAACAUGCAAUUAAUCCAAGGUUAGUAGAAGAUCAACCAAUGCCACAUCAACGGCCAUCUAGGUUAGCUAAAACCAAAACCAAUGCUUUGGACCCAGACUAUACAGCUGGAUUAUCUCCUUUUGCCACUAAAGACGUUUAUUCAAAAUCGGCAAUGCUUGGUUUUAAAGGCUCGGUGCAAAAACAAUGGAUGAAGAGAAAUCCUAAUGAAUCAAAUAAAAAAUGUAAAAAGUAAAUUGUGUUAAAAUUAAAAAUAAAUAGCUAAUGAUAUAAGUAAAA